AUUGCAGAUAUCGAUGAAUGUGUACAGGCUACGGACAAUUGCGAUUCCAACGCUGAGUGCAACAACACGGUCGGAUCAUUCACUUGCACUUGUCAUGCUUGCUACAGCGGAGACGGCAUUAAUUGCACGAAUAUUAAUGAGUGCACCGAAGGCUCUCAUGAUUGUGCUCAAAGGGGGGGAAUUUGCGCUAACACACCAGGCGGAUAUAAUUGCUCGUGUGACCAAUGCUAUAAUGGCGACGGCAGAUCUUGCUCUCUAAUUACUUGCGAAAAUCUUACAGCGCCGUCUAAUGGGGCAAUAAGCGGGGAUGGGACAGUGUGUGGUUCCAGAGUGGCCUAUUCGUGUACCUCUGGAUAUCGGCUAAAGGGAGACAGUUUGAGAGAAUGUAAACGGGACGGCUCAUGGAGUGGAAAGGAGCCUGAGUGUGCAGAUGUCAACGAAUGCAAGGAGAAGACACAUAACUGUGACACCGCCAAUGGUGUCUGCUCUAACACCGGCGGGAGUUAUAAAUGCUCGUGCAAAAAAUGCUACACUCUGAACGGCGUUUCUUGUGAGUUACUUCAUUGUUCCAAUUUGUCAGCUCCAAUUCAUGGAAGAUUAUCGUCAUUGGAUACGGGUUGUGGGAGCGUCGUCUCGUUCUCCUGCUUAGAUGGUUUUGCCCGUUCAAGUGGCUCACAAAAGCGAAAGUGUAAUCCGAAGGGAAGGUGGUCUGGCAAAUCUCUCUUGUGCAAAGAUAUUAACGAGUGCUCUAAAGGCCACGAUUGUGACAAGGUAAAAGGAUCAUGCAAGAAUACGAUCGGCAGUUAUCAGUGCUCUUGCAAACCCGGAUUCUUCGGGGAUGGUCGGAAAUGUAGCGACACUUAUACUGUUGAGGGACGCGUAAUAGAUGCUUCGGAUGGCUCGGCUAUUAGGACAGCGCGCGUUUUUCUGGGAAAUCGAUUGAAGACAACAAAUACCAACGGUUUCUUCUCCUUCCGUAAUGUUCCCGGCCUUACUUUCAUACUGAACGCAUCAGCAAAUGGAUAUGUUUCUAAUACUAAAGAGAUCAAUGUGACUAGCGAUAUUGGAAGAGGCAUCGCAGAUAUCAUACUCGUUAAAGUACUAAAAUCAGGUACCUGGAAGAUUGUGGUCACAUGGGGUGAGGAGCCUCGUGAUCUCGAUGCCUACUUGAAACUCCCUGACGGCCGUCAAAUCAGUUACUUCGAGAGAGAGUUCCAGUCCGAAAAUUCCAGCGUCAUCUUGGAUAUCGACGACACUAGUCGAUUUGGGCCUGAAACGAUUACAAUCAAUGAAGGAAGUCAGUCUGGCAUAUACAGACACUAUGUUAAUGCCUAUACUGCAGAUUUUAGUAGAGGACAAGGGACUGCAGAGCUAUACAAUGGAAAUUCUAAAGUGGCAACACUGACAUCUCCAUUGGGUAAAGAGAAAUACUGGGUAACGUUUCUAAUCGAUACAGGAAUCAAAAAGUUCACGAUUAUUAAUAAGCUGACCAACUUUCCCGACACGGAAGAAAAAUAACUUGUCACUCAAUCUUCGAACUUGAUAGAUGUUUCUUUAAAAGUUGCGAUUGUAUGUGAUGUAUUGAGUAGCUCGGCGCGGUGCUACUAGUAGUAGUAGUUGUCGUAAGUCUUCAAUAAUGCCGAGACCAGGUAUCUGUUUUUCUUCUCUCUUCGUUAAACGUAAGGGUUAC
Molecule: messenger RNA, 1690 nt
Organism: Corticium candelabrum
Lineage: Eukaryota; Metazoa; Porifera; Homoscleromorpha; Homosclerophorida; Plakinidae
Product: fibrillin-1-like
Exons: 6
Molecular function (GO): calcium ion binding; carbohydrate binding
Source: RefSeq, a predicted model, not a curated record